Molecule: messenger RNA, 2002 nt
Organism: Oppia nitens
Lineage: Eukaryota; Metazoa; Arthropoda; Arachnida; Sarcoptiformes; Oppiidae
Product: ionotropic receptor 93a-like
Exons: 8
Biological process (GO): monoatomic ion transport
Cellular component (GO): membrane
Molecular function (GO): glutamate-gated receptor activity
Source: RefSeq, a predicted model, not a curated record
CCAUUUUAUGACUUCAAUGAUACCAAACAAGUUAAAGCUCAGAGUAAAAACAGAUUAAUUUCUCAAAUGAAAUUGGAAAUGGGAACCAAUAAAUCAAUGUCUCAAUUCUGUGGUAAUUGUGAUCGAUAUGUUGUCCAAUCUUUUUACAAACAUAGAAUCGGAUCAGAAAAUGAAAACAAAGAUGACUUAACUGAAAUUGAAGACAACCCGCAAUACAAGAUAAUUGUUGAGAGAACAGGAUUGUGGUCACCAUUUAAGGGUAUGCUUCAGGAGGGAAAGGUAUUGGGAUAUUCAGAUGGAAAUCUCAAGAAUCUAGAGAUUAUAAUCGGAAUCGUUCAUCAACCGCCAUUAGUAAAGAUUCGGGAUAUAAACGAUCCAAAGUCUGUCGAGGGAACAACAUAUGAAAUGAUCAAAAUAUUGGGAAAACGGAUGAAUUUUACCAUUAAAUUAGAUAUGGAAAAGUCUAUCACUUUGGGUCGAAAGAAAAAUGGCGUAUGGACCGGGAUGAUUGAUAAAGUAAACCGUAGUAAAGUGCGAAUUGGUGCAAAUGGUUACUGGAGGACAGUCGACCGCAUGGAUGCCGUAGAUUUUACAUUUCCUUUUGAUUACGAAGAGAUGUCAAUGAUGUUACAAAAGACAAGUGAAGAUCACAAAUACUUAUUCCUCACACCAUUUACUUGGGAUGCAUGGCUCAGUAUAUUAUUUACUGUUGUACUAAUGGGUCCGUUAUUAUGGAUAGUUCAUAGAUCGAGCAAAUACUAUGAUUAUUAUAAUAUGAGAGAUAAUAAGGGUCUGUUUAAAUUAUCUAACUGUGCUUGGUAUUGUUUUGGAGCAAUGGUUCAACAGGGAGGCGAUCACUUACCAUUGGCUAUAUCUGGAAGAAUAUUAGUGACAUUUUGGUGGCUCUUUGUCAUAGUGACGGUCACCACUUAUAGUGGAAAUUUAGUCGCUUUGUUAACGUUUCCUAAAAUAAUACAUCCGAUUGAAAAUCUUGAAGACUUGUUAUCAUAUAGUGGAUCAAUGAAAUGGGGUACCGAUACGGGAGGUGCUAUGGAAGAGUUGAUUGAAACGGCUAAAACAGGACCUCUCAAACAGUUAGCCAGUAAUAUACAAUUUUUUGAUAACCGAACCAUAGAAAUGUAUGAAAGAAUAAAGAACGGGGAACUGGUAUUCCUCGCCAGUGAUUCUGAGGUUCGCUAUCUUAUUACUAAAGAAUUUAAUCGAACAGAAAAAUGUGAAUUAAUGAUCGGAAAGGAUGCCGUCUUCUCCAGUUCCGUCUCAUUCAUCAUCAAAAAAGGAGAACCAAAAGGAUUUAAAGAAAGACUUGAUUUCGAAGUUGGACGAAUGGCUAAAACAGGACUAGUCUUACAGUGGAAUAACAAGUUUGAAGAGAAAGGCAAUGAUUGUUUGUAUCCAUUAGUUGUAAGGGCUGGAGACGUGAAGAAGAUAGGAAUGGCUCACAUGAUUGGCUGCUUUUUCAUACUUGGAAUCGGUCUGUUGUUUGGUUUGUUCUCAUUGUUUGGUGAAGUGUUUAAGAGCAACAAAAAAAUCAAAUUGACUGCCGGUGUCAUUCAAUUUAAUGGAAAACAAAAAUUAGGAAAAUGGGAUAAAUUGAAAUUGUUUUAUCAAAAGGUCAAUCAGGGAUCGUUGUACAGCUCAUGGAUUAAUACUACCAACACUUUGGUGACUAACAAUAACAGAAAUACCGCUAAAUUGCAAUUCAAUUAUCCGAACAUUAAGGCAGAAGACGGUAGAGCAUUACCGGCCGGUUGGGGCGAUCCUAACAGAGCCCGUAAUGUCAACCAACCCUUAAAUGGCAAGAGAGCGCCGUCGGUAACUGUUUCUUCUAGAGAUAUCACUGCGGUGGUUGCAGUGGAUAAGGAUAAUAUAGUAGCCCUUAAUGCUAUCCGACAAGCGUUUGGAUCCUAUAAAUCAACAAAUGAUAAUCAAAUACAUGUUUCAGAGGCUAUUGUUGGGGAUGAAGACUCAUCUCAAGAAAUAU